Molecule: messenger RNA, 4796 nt
Organism: Rhineura floridana
Lineage: Eukaryota; Metazoa; Chordata; Lepidosauria; Squamata; Rhineuridae
Gene: DCC
Product: DCC netrin 1 receptor
Exons: 29
Coding region: 188-4318 (1376 amino acids)
Biological process (GO): cell-cell adhesion
Cellular component (GO): membrane
Molecular function (GO): protein binding
Source: RefSeq, a predicted model, not a curated record
UUGAGGCUCCUUUAUCUGGCCCAACCUUGAACGGUUGCUCAGAAUGGAAUAUGGUCCUCAUGCUGAAAAGGUUUCUCCAUCUCUGUGGUAGUCCGUUGCCUCACAACCUUGACAGUGGUCCUCUGGCACGCAGGUUAAGGGCUUUACAACACUGCGGUUCCUGAUUGAGCCUUCGGAUGCUGUCACCAUGCGGGGAAGUAACAUGUUGCUCAACUGCACGGCAGAAUCAGAACAAGCAUUUCCAGUCAUCAAAUGGAAAAAGGAUGGUGUCUUUUUAAACUUGGCAGUGGAUGAGAGAAGGCAGCAGUUUUCUAAUGGAUCUCUUUUGAUACAAAACAUAGUCCAUUCCAGACACCAUAAACCUGAUGAGGGCCUUUAUCAAUGUGAAGCAUCACUAGAAGGGAUCGGAGCCAUCAUCAGUCGGACAGCCAAAGUCUCAGUAGCAGGUCCAUUGAGGUUUCUAUCCCAGACAGACUCUGUCACGGCUUUCACAGGAGACACUGUGUUGUUAAAAUGCGAAGCUGUAGGAGAACCUAUGCCUUCUAUCCACUGGCAGAGAAACCAAGAAGAUCUUGUUUUGAAGCCUGGGGAUACCCGCGUGGCAGUUCUGCCUUCUGGAUCUUUACAAAUUAGCCGAAUUCAACCAGGGGAUGGCGGAAUCUAUAGAUGCCUUGCAAAAAAUCCUGCCAGUUCAAGAACUGGAAAUGAAGCAGAAGUCAGAGUUUUGUCAGAUCCUGGGUUGCACAGGCAACAAUUUUUCCUACACAGACCAUCAAAUGUGGUAGUUGUCGAGGGGAAAGAUGCUGUGCUGGAAUGUUGUGUUUCCGGCUAUCCAGCCCCAAUGUUUACGUGGAUGCGAGGAGAUGAAACAAUCCCAUUCAGGUCCAAAAAGUAUUCAUUAUUGGCUGGCAGUAACUUGCUGAUAUCUAAUGCAACAGAUGAUGAUUCUGGGACGUAUACUUGCGUGGUCACCUACAAGGAUGAGAACAGCAGUGCCUCAGCCGAGCUAUCUGUACUGGUUCCUCCAUGGUUCAUCAAUCAUCCUUCAAAUCUCUAUGCCUAUGAAAGUAUGGACAUUGAGUUUGAAUGUGCUGUCUCCGGUAAACCAGUACCUACAGUGCAGUGGAUCAAGAAUGGAGAAGUUGUCAUUCCUAGCGAUUAUUUUCAGAUAGUGGGUGGCAGCAACCUGCGGAUUUUGGGCUUGGUAAAAUCAGAUGAAGGAUUCUACCAGUGUGUUGCUGAAAACGAUGCUGGGAAUGCUCAAACCAGUGCACAGCUAAUCAUCCCUGAGCCUGCUAUCCCAAGUUCCAGUGUUCUCCCCUCUGCUCCCCGAGAUGUGGUCCCUGUGUUGGUCUCCAGUCGAUUUGUCCGCCUCAGCUGGCGCCCACCUGCGGAGGCCAAAGGGAACAUUCAGACGUAUGCUGUCUUCUUCUCCAGAGAGAGCAUCAACAGGGAGCGGGGUCUGAACACAUCACAGUCUGGGGUGCUCCAGCUUACAGUGGGGAAUCUGAAGCCAGAAGAGACCUACACCUUCCGAGUGGUUGCAUACAAUGAAUGGGGACCCGGUGAAAGCUCACAGCCCAUCAAGGUGGCAACACAACCGGAGUUACAAGUUCCAGGACCAGUAGAAAACCUGUGGGCUGUAUCGACCUCACCUACCUCAAUUCUUAUUACGUGGGAACCCCCUGCCUAUGCAAAUGGUCCAGUCCAAGGUUAUAGACUGUACUGUACAGAAGUCAUUACUGGAAAAGAACAGAAUAUAGAAGUUGAUGAUCUAUCAUAUAAGCUGGAAGGACUGAAGAAAUUCACAGAAUAUACCCUACGAUUUCUGGCUUACAAUCGUUAUGGGCCUGGCGUAUCAACUGAAGACCUGACAGUCAGGACACUUUCGGAUGUUCCAAGUGCUAUGCCUCAGAAUGUCUCCUUGGAGGUGGUGAACUCAAAGAGCAUCAAAGUGAGUUGGCUGCCUCCGCCUCCUGGCACACAAAAUGGCUUCAUCACUGGCUAUAAAAUACGACACAGAAAGACAGCCCGCAGGGGUGAGAUAGAAACAUUGGAGCCAAACAACCUCUGGUACCUGUUUACAGGUCUUGACAAAGGAAGCCAGUAUAGUUUCCAGGUAGCAGCAAUGACAGUCAAUGGGACAGGACCCUCCUCAGACUGGUAUACUGCAGAAACUCCAGAGAGCGAUCUUGAUGAAUCACAGGUUCCUGACCAGCCAAGCUCUCUUCAUGUCAGGCCCUUGUCAACCAGCAUUGUCAUGAGCUGGACGCCACCUCUGAACCCAAACAUCGUUGUGCGUGGAUACAUCAUUGGCUACGGAGUGGGCAGCCCAUAUGCCGAGACAGUGCGAGUGGACAGCAAACAGCGCUACUAUUCAAUUGAACAUUUGGAACCAAGUUCCCACUAUGUCAUAUCUUUGAAAGCAUUUAACAAUGCGGGAGAGGGAGUCCCUCUUUAUGAGAGUGCCACCACCAGAUCUCUGACAGUCCCAGAUGUCUCCACCCCCAUGCUCCCACCAGUAGGUGUCCAGGCUGUUGCAUUAACACACGAUGCUGUGAGGGUCAGCUGGGCAGACAACUCUGUCCCCAAGAAUCAAAAGACAACAGAAGUUCGGUUUUACACGGUCCGAUGGAGAACCAGCUACUCUACAAGCGCUAAAUACAAGUCAGCAGACACAACAGCCUUGAGUCACACCGUAUCGGGUCUGAAGCCAAAUACCAUGUAUGAGUUCUCUGUCAUGGUCACGAAAGGGCGAAGGUCAAGCACGUGGAGUAUGACAGCUCACGCCACUACUUAUGAGGCAGCGCCAACCUCUGCUCCCAAGGAUUUGACCGUCAUUACUCGCGAAGGGAAGCCUCGGGCUGUCAUUGUCAGCUGGCAGCCGCCAUUAGAAGCCAACGGCAAAAUUACUGCUUAUAUCCUGUUCUACACCUUGGACAAGAAUUCCCCCAUUGAUGACUGGAUCAUGGAGUCAAUCAGUGGCGACCGGCUCACCCAUCAAAUCAUGGAGCUCAAUCUCGACACGGUGUAUUACUUUAGGAUACAAGCCCGUAAUGCCAAAGGCGUGGGACCUCUCUCUGAUCCCAUUCUCUUCCGGACUCUUAAAGUGGAACAUCCUGACAAAAUGGCUAAUGAUCAAGGUCGUCAUGGUGAUGGGGCCUACUGGCCAGUUGACACAAACCUGAUCGACCGAAGCAGUCUUAACGAACCCCCCAUUGGGCAGAUGCAUCCUCCCCAUGGAAGUGUGACACCCCAGAAGAACAGUAACCUUCUUGUCAUCAUUGUCGUUACCGUUGGGGUUGUUACGGUGGUGGUGGUGGUGAUUGUGGCUGUGAUUUGUACCCGGCGUUCAUCAGCACAGCAGAGGAAAAAACGUGCCACUCAUAGUGCUGGCAAGAGGAAGGGCAGCCAGAAAGACCUGAGGCCCCCAGAUCUCUGGAUACACCAUGAAGAGAUGGAAAUGAAGAAUAUUGAAAAGCCUUCGAGUUCUGAUCCAACAGGAAGAGACUCCCCAAUGCAGAGCUGCCAAGACAUCACCCCAGGCAGCCAUAGCCAAUCUGAAACUCAGAUGGGCAGCAAGAGUGCCUCACAAUCUGCUCCUGAACCAGAAGAGGUGGGGAGCAGCAUGUCCACGCUUGAACGUUCACUCGCAGCCCGCAGAGCAACACGUGCCAAGCUCAUGAUUCCAAUGGACUCACAACCCAGCAAUCCUUCUGUAGUCAGUGCCAUCCCAGUGCCAACGCUAGAAAGUGCUCAGUACCCAGGAAUCCUGCCAUCCCCCACAUGUGGGUACCCACAUCCUCAGUUCACUCUCCGACCUGUGCCAUUCCCAACGCUCUCAGUUGACCGGACUUUUGGAACAGGAAGAACAGUGACCGAAGGACCAGCCCCGCAGCAGACAUCCAUGUUACCGCAGUCACAGACCGAACACUCCAGCAAUGAAGAUGCCCCAAGCAGGACAAUUCCCACAGCAUGUGUACGGCCUACACAUCCUCUCCGCAGUUUUGCCAACCCCUUGCUACCUCCACCAAUGAGUGCAAUAGAACCGAAAGUCCCUUAUACACCGCUUUUAUCUCAAACAGCACCCAACCUUCCCAAGGCUCAGGUUAAGACAGCAUCACUUGGACUAGCUGGAAAAGCAAGAUCCCCUCUGCUUCCUGUCUCAGUACCGACAGCCCCAGAAGCCUCAGAAGAGGGUCACAAACAAACAGAGGAUCCUGCAAAUGUAUAUGAACAGGAUGAUUUGAGUGAACAGAUGGCUAGCUUGGAGGGGCUAAUGAAGCAGCUUAAUGCCAUCACGGGCUCGGCCUUCUGAAAGCUUUGGAUGAACAGAAGAGUGGAGUAACCCGGGAACAUUGCAGCCUACCAGCAUUUCACACACACACACACACACACCACCCAUCGUCUGCAUCUGCCAUAAAGCCAACUGCUGCAUCAUUGAACCCCGUUCUAAGGAGGGAUCUCACAGUCUCAAAAUGGCAUCAUGCGUUCCUAUUGGUCAAGCAACAGAAGUCGCGGUGGAAGAACAAGAAACAAGAAGCCUGCUUGACACCCCCAGUGCCUCUAGGUGGCCUAUUUUGUUCUGCUGAUUUCCGUAGUGUGCAAAGUGGGGUCAUAUUUAAGGUCUGCUCCACACAUUAUCAUGUAGCUGGUAACCUGAGCUGUGUUGGCAUCUCUCCAUGUGAGGGAGACCACCAAUUUUGUCUCCAGUGAAAUUCAAAGUAAAUUUGAGGGUUCUUUCUCAGAUGAAAUUCCUGAGAUCUUUUGAGGGACACCAAAGAGACUAGCAACAU